AACCUUUCAAAAACCUUCCACUUGCAAGAGUCACGUGUUUAUUUAUGUUUUAAAGUUAUUGUUUGAUUUUAAGAUUUGGCAUAAAGACAUAAAAAUGGGAAAUUCUAAGCAAGCACGGAAAUUCGCCAAGCAACGUUUUGCUCAAAUGAAGAAGAUGAUCAGUGAAAAGGAUCCUAGAGUGGUUCAAAAAAGAUUGGAAAAGAAUCCAAAACUUAAACAUCAACUAGAGCAAAAAAAGAAGAAAGAAGAACUUCGAAAUGUGCCACAGUAUUCCUCUGCAUUGUUCUUCCAGUACAACACCCAGCUCGGCCCUCCCUUUCAUGUUAUCAUUGAUACAAACUUCGUUAACUUUUCUAUUAAGUAUAAAAUGGAUAUCAUUCAAAGUAUGAUGGAUUGCCUCUAUGGAAAAUGUAUUCCUUAUAUCACAGACUGUGUUCUUGCUGAAAUGGAGAAACUUGGUCGUAAGUACAGAAUUGCUCUACGCAUUAUGAAAGAUCCAAGGUACGAACGACUGCCUUGUAUGCAUAAAGGAACAUACGCCGAUGAUUGUAUUGCCCAGAGAGUGACCCAGGUUAGAACAGGAACUUUAUUUAUGAAAAGCAAGAUAUAUCCCUCAAUAAUUAUCAAGAGUGUUAACACUUUGCCUGUGGUUAUGGUCCCCUUGUUUAGAUAUUCAUCUCAACUUGGGCCGGGAUUGUUUCGAAUUUUGCCAAUCUUACGAAGUUUCUAAAAUGGUAAGUUUUAAAAAUAUUUCAAUGGGAGUCGGAUAGAUGUAAAGAUAGGUAUAAACGUAAAUAAUCAUUAUAUCUGUUAAUAGGGUGUACAAAAAAAAAAUAUCCGUUUUUCAACCAAAUAUUUGUAUUAUUAUUUCUUUGAUAUAAAAUACAAUGAAUACUCAAAGUAUAGUCCAUUGUUUAGUUAGCCAAUUGUUUGAUCCCACACUGAUACCAUUCUUUGGGAUGGCUGUCAAAGAACUCUUGGAUCGCAAUUUCAAUUUCCAUAAAAUUAUCAAAUUUUUUUCCUUGAAGAAAAUGGGCCAUGGAUCUAAAAAGUAGUAAUCCGAUGGUGUGAGGUCUGGACUAUAUGGUGGAUGAGUCAGGAGUUCGAAUCUAUGAAGUUUAUUAAAAUUUUCUUUGGUUCUACGGGAAGUGUGAGGACGAGCAUUAUCUUGUUGGAAUAAAAUUCCUUUUCGGUUGAUCGAAGCACGAUAACUCUCUGACAACUUCCAGUUAUUCGGAGUUGAGUUCAGAAUUCAUAGAGCAUCCAUCAGGAACCAAUUCGUGAUGAUAACACCUUCAAAAUUCCAAAAAUGGAUUUUUUUUCAAAUUGCUUCAUUGCAGCAACCGGAAAACAAGUUUGACCAUGAUCUAGCCAUUGCUCACGAAUAUUCAGAUUUCGCUAGUAAAUCCACUUUUCAUCACAGGUGACAAUCUUCCGGUCAAAUCUCAUAUCAGAAGGGUUUUUCAAAAAAUUUUCAUAAAUUUCUAACCACUUAGCUGAUUGCUGAGGAGUAAGUUCGUGAAGGACCAGUCUACUACUCUUUUUCACUUUCCCCAUGGAGAGUAGAUAGCGACUAACAGUAUCUUUUGAC
This is a messenger RNA of Nezara viridula (southern green stink bug), 1591 nucleotides long. Lineage: Eukaryota; Metazoa; Arthropoda; Insecta; Hemiptera; Pentatomidae. The record is from the annotation of a GenBank genome assembly.